AUGACCGACCCCGAGUCGCAUGGACCAUCGGGUAUUGUCCUCGCGUCCGUGUUUGGUGGCAUUGCGCUGACGACAGUUGGGGUUCGACUGUGGGCGAGGUGCGUUAUCCAGCGUCGUGGCGGAUGGGACGACCUUUGUGCUGGAUUGGCUGUGGUUCCCGUCCUCGGAUUAGCGAUCGCAUUUGUCCUCAGCUCGGAAGUCUACGGCGCAAACCUCCACACGUGGGACAAUACACUACCCAAGCUCAUCGCGCAACGCCAAGUGGCACUCGCAAUGGAGAUGCUGUAUGUACUUGGCUCUGGAUUGGUGCGAAUUUCGGUCCUCCUCUUCUACCGGCGAAUGGGCUUCCGAUCGAUCUCGCGAGGUUUCAUGCUCACGACAUGGAUUAGCAUAUUCUCCGUUGUCGGAUACAGUGUGGCCUUUCUCGCGGUGAUUUUCGGGUCCUGUCGGCCACUCCACGCCUACUGGGAUCAAAUCAACCCGGUAUGGGCGGCAUCGCAUACGUGGAAAUGUUAUAAUGAGGCGGUACAUAUCAUUGUCGCGACAGGUGUCGCGCUUGUUCAAGACGCAGUUGUGACUACCCUUCCAGCGAUUUUGUGUUGGAACCUACGGAUCUCAUUUCGUGAAAAGAUUGCCCUGGGCUCCAUUUUCGUUGCGGGAUACUUGACUCCCGUUAUCGCGGGAAUAAGAUUGUACUUUAUUGUGCGACUUUACUAUGUCUCCUACGAUGCGUCCUGGACUAGUUGGUACUGUUGGAUGCUGGCUAUGAUGGAAUUGCUCAUUGCGAUUACAUGUUCGAGUUUACCCGCGGCACGGGUGUUUUUCAACCAGUAUAAGCCCCAUGUGGAUUUUGUCGGCACCGCAAGAGGGAUCAAGUCGGUCUUCAGCAGAAGCACAUCUCGAAAGUCCAUCUCCGCAGAACGGUCAAGGCGAGUCUCGUCGAGCACUGUUAAGCUCACCGAGCAAACCUAUUCCAAAAACUCCAAUACAUUUACGGACGAUGGGCCGGAGAUAGAGCUGGAUAGGAUGCAAAAGAUGCCUGUAUAA
Molecule: messenger RNA, 1047 nt
Organism: Aspergillus oryzae RIB40
Lineage: Eukaryota; Fungi; Ascomycota; Eurotiomycetes; Eurotiales; Aspergillaceae
Exons: 3
Coding region: 1-1047 (348 amino acids)
Source: RefSeq, a predicted model, not a curated record